CUGAUCUGGUGAUGGCGUGCGAUCGCUUGGCUGAUGUACUCAUAAAGGCAUAUAAAAAUCCCAUUCAGAUGCAGGUGGAUAUUGCAAGAUAUAGCAAAUUGAUCUCCCCGAAGGACACCGGGCAUAAUGAACAGAGAGAGGCUAGGUUGCUUGAGAGGUGUCCUCCUGGCCAUGAAGGCAAAAGGUUGGUCGACGAACCUGCCACAAUUCUCGAUGCAUCCGGUGCCAUCAUCGCAUGGUACCUCCCAGACGCCCUGACCGACACCACCCAGAAGGAAAUCAGGGAAGCCACCAAUUUGCUCGCUCCAAGCCUCGAAAAAAGUGUAAGGGCUGAUGGCAAUUGGCGAACUAAUCAAAAGUGGUUCAACCGGGGCUCGGAAGAUGUUGGGGCAACUCCCGGAUGCAUCAAUUUAUCUCCGGCAUGGUUUCAACAGGGACACGAGAAUGUGUCCGAUCCGGAGGUAUCUGCAUCAUUGAAGGGACCUUCCUGCGAGAAUAUCCUCAAAGCCAUUUCAAGGCCAGCAGCCAUCGCGUCCGCGGCACUCAGAGUCAUGCAUCCUGAGCAGUACUGGGCAGGGUUGCGAACCUUGUCAAACCUCGGACAUAUAGCAGUAAGCAAGGAUCUGCCACAGAUGCCGGAGGUCCUGCAGUACUGGGCAUCGGUGUUUAACACCCUCUCC
Messenger RNA from Suillus plorans, 680 nucleotides. RefSeq lists its product as uncharacterized. The annotation marks the transcript as partial. The record is from RefSeq and is a predicted model, not a curated record. The transcript has 4 exons. NCBI's taxonomy places the organism in Eukaryota, Fungi, Basidiomycota, Agaricomycetes, Boletales, Suillaceae.